Podarcis muralis (Common wall lizard) is the source of this 484-nucleotide messenger RNA. The record is from RefSeq and is a predicted model, not a curated record. Lineage: Eukaryota; Metazoa; Chordata; Lepidosauria; Squamata; Lacertidae.
GUGCCGAUGGGACGCACCACUUUCUUCCACCUCUCCAUUUGGGGCUUCCUGAUUGCCUGCUCCUUUCUGCAAGGCACAGAAGCACUUAGCUGCCCCCAGGACUGGAUCAACUUUCAGUGGAAUUGCUAUUCAUAUAGGCAAACUGCACGGAGUUGGAAUGAUGCGGAGGCGGACUGCCAAAUGUUUGGGCAAAAAAGCCACCUGGCCUCCAUCCUUAGCGAGGAAGAGCACAGACGUAUAGCCUCUGCGAUAACAGGGGCAUAUGAGAUCAAAGGCCCUGUCUGGAUUGGACUGUUCAGAAAGAAAAAGGCCCGGAAGAAUAUACAGUGGGAAUGGACCGAUAAUGCCGUGUUCGGCUACAUGAAUUGGGGACCUGGACAACCCUCCAACAGCAAAAAUGACGAACACUGUGUCGAGAUGUAUGGUGAAGAACAACUCACAGGCAUGUCCGAAGUCCGUGUUGGGGGCCUAAUUCAGCCCGCUG